AUGUCCGCCAGGUUCUUAAGGCUCAAGGAAUCCUGGAUACGGUUCUUGAUCCUAGUUAGAAUGUGCCUAGCUACUCCUAGAGAAGUUGCCGAUUUGGAAGCGAAUAGAGCUAAUUUGGAGGAAAACAAGGCAAAAGCCAACAUUCUCAUGACACAUCACAUGAAUGACUCGCUCCAAAAUGAGUACUUGAAUAAAGAAGAUCCCAGAAAGCUGUGGGUUGAACUUGAAGAGCAAUUUCAUAACGUUCAUAACUCCCUGCUUCCUUAUUUAGAAGUGAGAUGGAACAAUCUCCGCUUAUGUGAUUUCAAGUCUAUACUUGACUAUAACUCGAAAGCCCUUCGCAUCAAGUCUUUGAUGGAAUUCUGCGAAAAGUAUAUCAAUGAUGCGUUGAUGAUCAAGAGGACUCUCUCUACCUUCCCCGACUCUGCAAUGAUGGUUGCCAAGAACUAUUAG
Rosa chinensis is the source of this 453-nucleotide messenger RNA. RefSeq lists its product as uncharacterized. The transcript has a single exon. Lineage: Eukaryota; Viridiplantae; Streptophyta; Magnoliopsida; Rosales; Rosaceae. The record is from RefSeq and is a predicted model, not a curated record. Bases 1 to 453 code for a protein of 150 amino acids.